Messenger RNA from Tripterygium wilfordii, 1206 nucleotides. Its product is annotated as 30S ribosomal protein S9, chloroplastic. Gene Ontology annotation, molecular function: structural constituent of ribosome; RNA binding. Gene Ontology annotation, biological process: translation. NCBI's taxonomy places the organism in Eukaryota, Viridiplantae, Streptophyta, Magnoliopsida, Celastrales, Celastraceae. Gene Ontology annotation, cellular component: ribosome; plastid small ribosomal subunit; mitochondrial small ribosomal subunit. The record is from RefSeq and is a predicted model, not a curated record. Bases 151 to 765 code for a protein of 204 amino acids. The transcript is spliced from 2 exons.
GUUUUGGUUCUGCCGUAUCAUAGACCGUUGUCGUUACAAUGUACCAUCGUCGGAGGCAGCUCGGACCCUUAUCCCUUUCCACCCGCUCAAAGUUCUGCUCCUCUCUAUCCGUCUCUCCUUAAGGAAACGUAUACCUGAAGUACGUUAACAAUGGCGGUUUCCUUAACAGCUCUCACUUCCUCGUUCUCCUCUCUCUCAUUUUCCUCUCAAGUUUCUCAGAGACCAAACAGCCUCCUUUUUACUCGAUCGAAAUCUAUUUCACUCGCGCCCAAGCACACAACCCUCACUAUCUAUGCCACGGUGGCUUCGCCUCCGGAGCUGGAGACGAUGGACCUCAAGAAGCUCGUGAAGUCUAGGCUCCCUGGCGGCUUUGCUGCCCAGCCAAUUAUCGGAACCGGUCGUCGUAAAUGCGCUAUUGCCCGAGUCGUUCUACAGGAAGGUACCGGGAAAGUAAUCAUCAACUACCGUGAUGCCAAGGAAUAUCUGCAAGGUAAUCCAUUAUGGCUUCAAUAUGUGACUGUCCCAUUGGUAACUUUGGGGUAUGAAAGUAGCUACGAUGUAUUUGUCAAAGCCCAUGGGGGUGGCCUCUCUGGACAGGCUCAGGCAAUUUCCCUUGGUAUUGCUAGAGCACUGUUAAAGGUGAGUGAGAACCACAGAGUCCCUCUGAGAAAGGAAGGGCUUCUGACCAGGGACUCAAGGGUGGUGGAGAGGAAGAAGGUUGGCCUCAAGAAAGCUCGUAAAGCACCACAAUUCUCCAAACGUUGAGGUUGGAGUUUACCUUGUCACAUCACUUUUUUAGAGUUUGCUCUCCAAGCAUUCUUGGAAAUCAGUUUGCACUGCUGUUACUGAAAAGAUACUGCUUUAACUUGUAUCUCUCUCCUAGUUGUUACCCCCUGUACUCAUGGUUAAGUUCUAAGUUAUCAUCUUUACAAUAAUAGAUAUCCUCUUUUUAAACAGUUUCACCAUGGAGAUGGACAAGUCGCCAUGUUUCAUAAGUUGUGUGCGCUGAUACUUGUAAGUUGUAACCAGCUUCAGGUGUUGAACAGAUGAAAGGGCACAUGUUUGAUUUGCCCACGGAUAUGAUCUCUUGGAGGGUCAUUUAUUGGGAUUGUGUACAUUUAUAAUCUUUUGUGCAUGCUGAUAACAUGGGCAAGGACCAUUGUAGUAGAAGUUAUCGUAGUUUUUCUUAUUUAUCAGUAUUGGGUC